Diabrotica virgifera virgifera (western corn rootworm) is the source of this 995-nucleotide messenger RNA. Its product is annotated as flightin. The record is from RefSeq and is a predicted model, not a curated record. Bases 174 to 704 code for a protein of 176 amino acids. NCBI's taxonomy places the organism in Eukaryota, Metazoa, Arthropoda, Insecta, Coleoptera, Chrysomelidae. The transcript has 3 exons.
AAUAUCUUCGCCCGCGAUUUUAAUUUAUUUUUUGUACAUUAAUUGGCAAGGUACAAGGGGAAGUGGGGAGAAGUCGAGUGCGUUUAAAACUGUUGUUAAUUUAACUUUAUUUCUAGUCCACCAUCCAAGUUCAACUAUUCGAAUUGUUCUAGUUAUAGUAUUCCUGAAAUAAUAUGGCAGAUGAAGAAGACAGCUGGUUCGCAGGUGGAGAUGAUGAUGCACCACCACCACCCGUUAAAUCACUUAUAAAGAAAGCUGGAGCAGAGGAGGAAGCAGCCCCUGCAGCAGCGGAAGAAGCACCAGCCGAAGGAGAAGCUCCUGCAGAGGGAGCUGCUGAGGAGGAAAGACCAGAAGCCGAAGAAGAAUACUUAGAUCCCGACAAAUUGAUAUUGUUUAAACACUGGAUUAGGCCUAAAUUUCUACCAUACAAAUACCUCUACAUCUACAGACAAAACUACUACGAUGACGUCAUGGAUUACCUAGAUAAGAGAACAAGAGGAAUCGAUAGGGAAAUACCAAAGGCUCAAACAUGGGCUGAGAGGGUACUAAGAACAUUUUCCAACAGAACCACCCAAAAUAACACGUACACCAGAAGGAUCAGAAACGACUUGGAAAUGGUAGAAAAGACCAGGACCAGCGGCCAAUUUUACUACUACCAUGUAAAGAAUUCUUUUAACAGACAGUUCUCAAAACUGCUAUAUUAGACAAUUUACCAAAUACUAAAAACAUUUAAAAAAAAUGGAUAUCCAUCAAAAAGAUUGUAAAUAGAGUGUGUUUCACGUUAGUCUGUUUUUCUUUUUUAUUUUAAAUAAUAAGUAUGAAUAUUUAUAUUAAAUAUUUAUGUUACCAAGACUUAUACAUAUGUAUUCUUUAUCUAGUGUAAUUGUUUGAAAUAUUUGUUAACUAAUUACUUGGCUAUAACAUACAUAAUAUACUACAAAACAUUUUGUCCCUGCCUUUUAUAAAUAAAGCACUGCCAAUAUUUAAAAAUAAAA